Messenger RNA from Prosopis cineraria, 729 nucleotides. Its product is annotated as glycine-rich RNA-binding protein 2, mitochondrial-like. The transcript has 5 exons. Lineage: Eukaryota; Viridiplantae; Streptophyta; Magnoliopsida; Fabales; Fabaceae. Gene Ontology annotation, molecular function: RNA binding. The record is from RefSeq and is a predicted model, not a curated record. Bases 165 to 602 code for a protein of 145 amino acids.
CAUGUGAUCUCAUCCUCCAAAACCCCUCACUCUAUAAGAGGCGAGAUAUUUUUUUUCCUCCUCCCUCAGUUCUUCGGCUUUAAGCCUAAACCCUAGCCGCUUCCAUUCAAAGUUUAUGCAUCAAAUCCGUCGCUUCCUUUUCUGAGGCCAUACACUUAGUUAUAAUGGCAUUGUGUAAUAAACUUGGGAGUCUAUUAAGGCAGAGUGCCGCACGGAGCGGACAUGUACCGGUUGGGUCGAUGCUGAAUUAUGUUCGCUGCAUGUCAUCCUCUAAGCUUUUCAUUGGCGGCCUUUCUUAUGGAGUUGAUGAUCAGUCUCUCAGGGAUGCAUUUACCAGCUUUGGAGAUGUGGUAGAGGCAAGGGUUAUAACUGAUAGAGACACUGGAAGGUCAAGAGGGUUUGGAUUCGUUAACUUCUCCAGUGACGAAUCUGCAAGUUCAGCUCUUUCUGCAAUGGAUGGGCAGGAGCUAAAUGGAAGAAACAUUCGGGUGAGCUAUGCAAAUGACAGACCACCUAGACCUCGAUCCUUUGGUGGCGGCGGCGGAUAUGGUGGCGGUGGUUAUGGUAGGGAUGAUGGAGGUUUUGGCAAUCCAUCCUUCUAAAUAUGCGGCACCUUAUGCUGUGCUCCUCGUUUUAUUGUGUCAAUGUUAGUUCUUGAAUUACUUGAUUUUAGUCAAGUUCGUGUGACUCGGCAACUGGAGUUAUAAAAUUUCCUGAAGUUCAUAUUUA